This is a messenger RNA of Cuscuta campestris, 2360 nucleotides long. The record is from the annotation of a GenBank genome assembly. Lineage: Eukaryota; Viridiplantae; Streptophyta; Magnoliopsida; Solanales; Convolvulaceae.
GUUUGUGUCUCGGUCUUCCUUUAAGAGUUUCCAAUGAUCAAUGUGCAUAGAUAUGACCUACUACACAAUCACUUUUCCCUACCAUGCUCAUGAAAAUGAGCCAAGCAGCUGGCAACGACGGACAAGCUGUCCCAGAGGGUGAGCCUGAGCACGUGAGCGUGCACACUGAAGCGUCAAGCUUCACACCCCAGCAGGCCUCUGAGCAGGGGGUUCCAGGCGCGGACCCGAUUCCUGAAGCUGUCCCUAUCAUUCAGCCGCAACUCGCGGCUAACUUCAUGAACUUUCUCCAGCAGAUGGCUGGAGCAUACGAUCAGCGUGGCGACCUCGCAGUUGCCUUACUUCAGGAUUCCGCCUACGACUGGUGGAAGCGUGUAGGAGCGGACGUUCCGGAGCCCGUGCAGUGGGCCACUUUUGACCGACUCUUUCAUGAGGAGUACAUCCCGGAGCACUUUGUCGAGGCAAAGCGAGAGGAGUUUUUGAAGUUCACCCAGGGUGAACUCACGCUGCCUGAGUAUCGUCAGAAGUUCGACGAGCUCGCGGGGUUUGGGCAAGACCUCGUACCGACGGUGGAAAAACGGUGCCAACGUUUCGUGGAGGGCUUACGUCCUGACCUUUCAACUCAUCUGAUUAUUGCUCCACGGAGUGACAUCAAUAAGUUGUACAAGAAUGCGUUGGACCUGAAUGCGGCUCUCAUCAGGAAGGCUGAAAUCGAGCAGGCGCAGGGGGUAUCAGCAGCGCCAUCCCGUCCUCCUCCACCUCAGAAGGCGGGGACCAGCAGCAAGAGGUCCUUUGCAGCACCGAGCAGCUCUCACCAGAGCAAGAAGGUGAAGUCAGCCCCAGCUCAAUCGUCCGCGUCCGUGCAAAAGAAGGGCAAGAGCGGAGAUGGGUUCCGCAACCCGAUUUGCGACCAUUGUGGGCGCAGGCACCCAGGGGAGUGUUGGUACACUUUGGGAUUGUGCCUUGGGUGUGGCCAAGCCGGGCAUUUCCGGAAGGAUUGUCCGAAGAAUCCAGGAGAAGCAUUCUCGACCGCACCGGCCGCUUCAGCCCCAGCAGCACAGCCCGCCCAGAGCCAUAAGUCAGCGGCAGCAUCCAGUCAGCCCAGGCGGCAAGCAUUAGGCGCUCAAGGGGGGAAGGCCCCAGCCCGCACUUACGCGAUGCGAGGGCGUACCGAGCAGCCAGCCCAUGACGUCAUCAUGGGUAUGUUUACCUUAUUCGAUACAUCUAUUACAGCUUUGAUUGAUCCGGGUUCCACUCUAUCAUAUGUCUGUAUGCCUAUGCCUGUUAUGCCUAACCUUCCGAGGGAAAAUUUAGACAAUCCGGUAAUAGUGUCCAACCCAUUGGGACACAGUCUACGACUCACCCAUGUGUAUCACGAUUGCCCAUUAGUGGUCCAGGGAAAGAUUUUCCCUGCGAGUCUCAUUGAGCUUCCACAUCGUGAGUUUGACGUUAUUCUAGGCAUGGAUUGGCUCACCGCCAACCAAGCCGUUGUUAACUGUGGAGCUCAUACUGUUCGACUGAGAGUUGAAGACGGUAGUGACGUACUGAUCCAUGGUGAGCUUCUUCCGAAAGCUCCAGAAUUCAUUUCCUACAUUCAUGCUCGUCGACUCAUUCGCAAGAAGUGUGAAGCAUUCUUGUGCACAGUGCGUGACACUCGUCAGGAAGCGCCUAGUAGGGGGGACAUCCCUACGCCUACAUUACAGCAACAGAUAGCCUCAGCCCAGAGCAGCGAUGAUUUCUGUAUCCAGACCAUUGAGCUCGUCUCUCGAGGAGAGAAGCCGGAUUUUGCAGUUCGGGAUGUCACACUUGAUGAGAAUCUUACAUACGAGGAGGAGCCGGUUGAGAUUUUGGCUCGCGAAGUCCGUCAGUUGAGGAACAAAACCAUUCCGCUGGUCAAGAAAAUGAGCCAAGCAGCUGGCAACGACGGACAAGCUGUCCCAGAGGGUGAGCCUGAGCACGAUUCCGCCUACGACUGGUGGAAGCGUGUAGGAGCGGACGUUCCGGAGCCCGUGCAGUGGGCCACUUUUGACCGACUCUUUCAUGAGGAGUACAUCCCGGAGCACUCUGUCAGGGCGAAGCGAGAGGAGUUUUUGAAGUUCACCCAGGGUGAACUCACGCUGCCUGAGUAUCGUCAGAAGUUCGACGAGGACCUGGGAGGCGAAGUUUCACAAGAUCCCGAUGUCUAGCAGCGUGAAGCCUGUUGAGAGAGACCCAAUUCGGAGACAUGUUUACAGGAGAGUGACAAUUAUAAAGAGAAAAGAACUGGUCUGACUUUACAAAUAUAUGGAAAGCAUCGUGAAAGAAGUGGGGGGGGUCAUUUGGCAGUUUGAUUUUUUCAUGCCCGAUAAACUGAAAGUGCGUAG